Messenger RNA from Cebus imitator (Panamanian white-faced capuchin), 3415 nucleotides. RefSeq names its product component of oligomeric golgi complex 6 (gene COG6). The transcript has 19 exons. The record is from RefSeq and is a predicted model, not a curated record. NCBI's taxonomy places the organism in Eukaryota, Metazoa, Chordata, Mammalia, Primates, Cebidae. The coding region runs from base 2 to 2032 and encodes 676 amino acids. Gene Ontology annotation, biological process: intra-Golgi vesicle-mediated transport. Gene Ontology annotation, cellular component: COG complex.
CAUGCGCAGGCGAUCUGCACAUGCGCAAUACUCAUGCUGCUUCCGGGUUCCCUGCCUGGCUGAGGUGGCAGGAGGCGGGACGCGCUGCGCUAUGGCAGAGGGCAGUGGGGAGGUGGUAGCAGUGUCGGCGACCGGGGCUGCGAACGGCCUCAACAAUGGGGCAGGCGGGACCUCGGCGACGACCAACAACCCGCUGUCGCGCAAGCUGCAUAAGAUCCUGGAGACGCGGCUGGAUAAUGACAAGGAGAUGUUAGAAGCUCUCAAGGCACUUUCAACCUUUUUUGUUGAAAAUACUCUGCGGACUCGAAGAAAUUUACGUGGAGAUAUUGAGCGUAAAAGUUUAGCCAUCAAUGAAGAAUUUGUAAGCAUUUUCAAGGAAGUGAAGGAGGAACUUGAAAGCAUAAGUGAAGAUGUUCAAGCAAUGAGCAACUGUUGUCAAGAUAUGACAAGUCGCCUACAGGCAGCAAAGGAGCAGACUCAAGAUUUAAUAGUAAAAACCACUAAGCUUCAAUCUGAAAGCCAAAAAUUAGAAAUAAGAGCACAAGUUGCAGAUGCCUUCUUAUCCAAGUUCCAACUGACUUCUGAUGAAAUGAUUCUUCUCCGAGGUACAAGAGAAGGACCCAUUACUGAGGAUUUUUUCAAGGCACUGGGAAGAGUAAAACAGAUUCAUAAUGAUGUCAAAGUUCUCUUGCGUACAAAUCAACAAACGGCAGGUUUAGAAAUUAUGGAACAGAUGGCCUUACUUCAAGAAACGUCUUAUGAAAGACUUUACCGAUGGGCUCAAAGUGAAUGUAGAACAUUGACACAAGAAUCAUGUGACAUAUCUGCAGUAUUGACACAGGCAAUGGAAGCCCUGCAGGACAGACCUGUCUUAUAUAAAUAUACCUUAGAUGAAUUUGGAACAGCCAGGAGAAGUACAGUUGUUCGUGGAUUUAUUGAUGCGCUCACAAGAGGGGGCCCCGGAGGUACACCUAGGCCAAUUGAAAUGCACUCUCAUGACCCUUUGAGGUAUGUGGGAGAUAUGUUGGCUUGGCUCCAUCAAGCUACUGCUUCUGAAAAGGAACACCUUGAAGCUCUCUUAAAGCAUGUCACUACACAAGGUGUUGAAGAAAAUAUUCAAGAAGUUGUUGGGCAUAUCACUGAAGGUGUGUGCAGGCCUCUAAAGGUUCGAAUUGAGCAAGUAAUAGUUGCUGAACCUGGGGCAGUUUUAUUAUAUAAAAUUUCUAAUCUCCUCAAAUUUUAUCACCAUACAAUCAGUGGCAUUGUUGGAAAUAGUGCAACUACAUUAUUGACCACCAUUGAAGAAAUGCAUUUGCUAAGCAAAAAAAUAUUCUUCAAUAACUUGAGUCUUCAUGCAAGUAAAUUAAUGGACAAGGUUGAACUCCCACCACCUGAUCUCGGACCAAGUUCUGCACUAAAUCAGACACUCAUGUUGCUGCGUGAAGUUUUGGCAUCUCAUGAUUCUUCGGUUGUACCAUUAGAUGCUCGUCAAGCUGAUUUUGUGCAGGUAUGUUGUCAAUUCUUUUUUUUUUUUUUUUUUUUUGAGACAGAGUUUCACUCAUCUUUUAAAAGAACUGAGAAGCAACCCAAAUUCUGUGGCUGGAGGAUAGUCUUAGAAUCCUCCUUGCUUAUAAUUUUUAAAAUCGAAGCACAUUUGGACACACUUAUAAAUGAGCAAGCCUCUUACGUUUUAACUAGGGUAGGCUUGAGUAACAUCUAUAACACUGUACAGCAACACAAACCAGAGCAAGGCUCUUUAGCUAAUAUGCCCAACCUAGAUUCUGUGACACUGAAGGCAGCGAUGGUUCAGUUUGAUCGUUAUCUGUCAGCCCCAGACAACCUAUUAAUGCCACAGCUGAACUUUCUUCUAAGUGCCACAGUGAAAGAGCAGAUCAUAAAACAGUCUACAGAAUUAGUCUGCAGAGCCUAUGGUGAAGUGUAUGCAGCUGUGAUGAAUCCAAUCAAUGAAUACAAAGAUCCAGAGAACAUUCUUCACAGAUCGCCACAGCAAGUGCAGACGCUUCUUGCCUGAUUAUCUUAUUUCAUUGUGUUAGCAAAAUACGGCCUUUCUAAAACACUGAAGAUUAUUUUUUAUUCUUUGAAUUUUUACUUUAAAAUUUGAUAGUUAGUUUUCUUUGUAUCAUAACAUUGUGAGUCCCGAUAUUUUUUUUUUUGUCUCAGUAACAUGUUUACCUGAGUUUGUAUUGCUGUGUAUCUAUUCUAAAUAUGAGAUGCUCUAUUUUUUUGUUAGCUAUCUCUCCAGCUCUGCAGUUUCCCCUAUAUUGAGGAAGCAUAAAGUAGUAUGAAAGGUUUGAAGAAUUUUUUUUACAAGACUAGUUCUAAAUUAACAGCACAUAAAAAUUCUGUCUAAAUUAAGAAUUAGUAUAAGGAUAUGACCUAAUAAAUGUCUCCUUACCUAAAGAUUCAUUUGCUUUCCUAUUAAUAUGAAUAGUCAUACCUAGUAGCUUUUCUGUACCUAGCCUAUGUCUCUGUCCCCAAAAUAGCUACCCUUAAAGAGUUGUUAGAAGAAAGAAAAAUAACAGUGAAUUGUGCUCCUGGUAUAUAUGGCAGUGAAUCUCAUUCCUGUUCUACUUUAGCAUACUGUAUAUAUUUGACUGCAUACAUUUUUAUGCAAUUUUAAAUAUACACUCAGCAAUGAUGAGAAAAAAAGGAGAGUGAAAAGUAAUUUCAAUAGGGUGGAUUCCACUCUGUGGGAGCCCUUGAUGGAACUCAAGGUGGAGCUCAGCCUUUCCAAUGACUUCUGGGUGUGUAGACAGCCUGAGCUGUGUCUAAGUCUGCUGUUUGAAGAAAGGUAUUUGUCAUACAAUAUGGGUCCCAAAUCCAACCAACUGCAAAUUUUAUCUGGUGUUCAAACUAAAGAAACAAUGAUCUGUUCAAACACUGGAGAAAAAAAAACUGCCAGAGGAGGAGUUGCCAGUGGGCAGUGUGUCUUAUCUCCACGGUGUAACUGGACUCUUACUUUAGACCAUUACCUGUUAGGAAGAUUCAAAAUGACUGUAUUUUUAAAGGGAUAAAUCCCAAUGUGCCUGAUUUGACAUUCUUAUCAGCAGAAAAAAGCUUAAUUUCUAGUAGAUCUAUAAAAAGGAGUAAGUCCCUAAAUUACAAAUGAGAAAACUGAAGCACAAGGAAAAAAAUAACUAGUUUGAAAUAUUUUGAAAAGUAAUAGCAUAAAACUAAUAUUUGUAGAAAAUUAUGUUGUAUAUGACAAAUUAGUAUUUAUAUGACCUAUUUGAAGUUUAUACUUGUUUAUAACUAAUACAAUUCUUUUUGGAGUCAGAAUGAUUAUGUAAUCAUUACCCAUUUAGGUAUAAAUCUGUAUUUUUAGUCUUUUCCCUUCAAUGAGUAUGUGUUAUAUAUAAAAGACAGAAAAUAAAGUAUAACUCAAGAACUUAAA